Molecule: messenger RNA, 8261 nt
Organism: Equus quagga
Lineage: Eukaryota; Metazoa; Chordata; Mammalia; Perissodactyla; Equidae
Gene: BTBD9
Product: BTB domain containing 9
Exons: 11
Coding region: 147-1985 (612 amino acids)
Biological process (GO): circadian behavior; adult locomotory behavior; modulation of chemical synaptic transmission
Molecular function (GO): protein binding
Source: RefSeq, a predicted model, not a curated record
GCGGCGGCGAGGACGGCGGCGACGGCAGCGGCCGAGGGGGCGGUGGCUGCGAGGGGGGUGCGGAGCAGGCGGAAGAGGCGUCUGUGCCGACUGCUGAGCCGCAGCGGAACAUCGUUGGGAUCAGCGACUAUCGUCUCUUCUACAAGAUGAGUAACAGCCACCCCCUUCGCCCCUUUACUGCAGUGGGGGAAAUUGAUCAUGUGCACAUUUUGUCUGAACAUAUUGGUGCCUUGUUGAUUGGGGAAGAAUAUGGCGACGUCACAUUUGUUGUGGAAAAGAAACGUUUUCCUGCCCACAGGGUAAUUUUAGCAGCGAGGUGCCAAUAUUUUCGAGCAUUACUGUAUGGCGGAAUGCGAGAAUCUCAGCCUGAAGCAGAAAUCCCUCUCCAGGACACCACUGCGGAAGCAUUUACAAUGCUGCUUAAAUACAUCUACACCGGGCGGGCGACGCUGACAGAUGAGAAGGAGGAGGUGCUGCUGGACUUUCUGAGCCUGGCUCAUAAAUAUGGAUUUCCGGAGCUGGAGGAUUCUACCUCUGAGUAUCUCUGCACCAUACUUAACAUUCAGAAUGUCUGUAUGACUUUCGAUGUGGCCAGUCUCUACUCCCUUCCCAAGUUGACUUGCAUGUGCUGCAUGUUUAUGGACAGAAAUGCUCAGGAGGUGCUCUCAAGUGAAGGCUUCCUCUCCCUUUCUAAGACAGCACUUUUAAACAUCGUAUUAAGAGAUUCAUUUGCAGCUCCCGAAAAAGAUAUUUUCCUAGCCUUGUUAAACUGGUGUAAGCACAAUUCAAAGGAGAAUCAUGCUGAAAUCAUGCAGGCUGUGCGUUUACCUCUGAUGAGCCUCACUGAGCUUCUGAAUGUUGUAAGGCCUUCGGGACUGUUGUCUCCUGACGCCAUUCUGGAUGCCAUUAAAGUUCGGUCAGAGAGCCGGGAUAUGGACCUCAAUUACAGAGGCAUGCUCAUACCAGAAGAAAACAUUGCAACUAUGAAGUAUGGAGCCCAGGUUGUAAAAGGGGAGCUGAAGUCUGCCUUAUUAGAUGGAGAUACUCAGAAUUAUGAUUUGGAUCAUGGAUUUUCUAGGCACCCAAUUGAUGAUGACUGCCGCUCUGGCAUCGAGAUUAAGCUAGGUCAGCCGUCCAUUAUCAAUCACAUACGGAUACUCCUGUGGGACCGGGAUAGCCGGUCUUACUCAUACUUUAUUGAGGUGUCCAUGGAUGAACUUGAUUGGAUCAGAGUGAUAGAUCAUUCGCAAUAUCUCUGUCGUUCUUGGCAAAAGUUGUAUUUUCCAGCCCGUGUCUGCAGGUAUAUUCGAAUAGUUGGGACUCACAACACAGUGAACAAGAUUUUUCACAUUGUGGCUUUUGAAUGUAUGUUUACAAACAAAACCUUCACCCUGGAGAAGGGGCUGAUAGUUCCCAUGGAGAACGUUGCAACAAUUGCUGAUUGUGCCAGUGUGAUUGAAGGAGUCAGUCGGAGCCGAAAUGCCUUGCUGAAUGGGGACACCAAGAAUUAUGAUUGGGAUUCUGGCUAUACAUGUCAUCAGUUAGGAAGUGGUGCCAUUAUGGUUCAACUAGCACAGCCAUACAUGAUCGGGUCAAUACGGUUAUUACUCUGGGACUGUGACGAUCGAAGCUAUAGCUACUACGUUGAGGUCUCCACCAACCAGCAACAGUGGACCAUGGUAGCCGACAGAACUAAAGUCUCCUGCAAGUCCUGGCAAUCAGUAACUUUUGAAAGACAGCCUGCCUCCUUCAUCCGAAUCGUUGGAACACACAACACAGCAAAUGAGGUGUUCCACUGUGUCCACUUUGAGUGUCCGGAGCAGCAGAGCAGCCAGAAGGAGGAAAACAGCGAGGAGCCGGGGACCGGGGACACCAGCCUGGCCGGUCAACAGCUCGACCCCCACGCCCUGCAGGCCCCCAGCGGCAGCUCGCUGCCCUCCAGCCCGGGCUCCAACUCGCGCUCGCCCAGCCGGCAGCACCAAUAAAGGAGGCAUGCAGAGGCGAGAUCCACUGUCCCCCCAAGCAGGGAUCUUUCUGACUGCCCCCCACCCCCCAGAGGAGCAGACCUGGCUGCAAAAGCUGACCCAGAACAGGUUUUCUCCCAAGGACAGAAAGGGGCUGCAUUGUUCUCCUCAAUUUGUUCAAAUCAGGCUGGUCUCCAGGGGAAGAAAAUGGGUCUUCAGUCUUCAUCAAGCCCACCAGUAACACCCUACCUCUCUAAUCUAAGCCAGGCAAGGGAACAGAAGGAAGGCAUAGACAGGCCCUCAGCGGAAUACUAAACAGCACGUGAACGCUCGAAUGGAAGAGUAUCUCUCCGUCCUCUGUUACCUAGAGGCACCCUUGAGGAAUUGGGUUUCGUAGAGUGUUUACUGUUAGGAGCACAUUGUCCUGGCAACUAAAUAACUUUUUAUUUCUUUUAGUUAUUUUCCACUUGCUGAAUCAUAGGAGUUCCAGAUCUUGUUGAAAUGCUCAAACAGCAAAUCACUUGUUUUAAUCCCUUUUGAGCUCUAAUUUUCCUUCCCUAGUUUGGAACGUGUAAGCGUGGGGUACAGCCGAGAAAUACUGUGCACAUCUCCUCAAUGAGGCUCUGGUGCAGCUCAGUACGGCACCUGACAAGGAAACCCUUUGAGGAAAUUCAACAAAAUGCACAAUGAGCAAAUCAACCCACGGACACUGGAGUUAAUAAUCACUCGAAUUGCUGAGUUAUUAACCUGUCAUUCCUGAAAUGUAUCCAGCCUUUAAGCUUGGGAGGCUGACAAGGAAAUAGUUAUGAUGCCACCUGCUAAUUUAAGGUUCAGAAUUACAUGUAUAUAAAUCUCUACCAACUGUCGGUUGGGCGGGACCUGCCCGGGAACGGCCCCAGGUUAGCCGAGCGGUCAGUGUUGGGAAUAUAGGGCCAGGCCUUUGCCGCACGUGUGGCUGAUUGGUGGUUGCUGUGUUCCCCCAGACCCCAGUACUCAACCCGGGAUUGGAAACAAGCGGGUCUAAGAGCUCUUCUCCUAAUCCUCAUCAAAACGAUCUCCUCUGACUGUGUAGCUGAGUCUGGCUCCGCUAUGUCUCAGUAAUUUGCAGUCCAGUGCUAACUGCCUUUGUAACUGGAUCAGAUUCUUGUCUGGCUUUGCUUAUCUCCAGAGUUUCCUGUUGGCUGUUGGUGGCUGUCGCAGUCAGCUCCACAUGAGGCCCCCCAAGUGAGCAGCACGGUGUCCCUGAGUCCUCCACACACAGGCUCUAGUCCUCUGCGUGCCCUAUGACCUCGCUUAGAAGGAGGGGUGGGGUUUACGGGGAGUGGGCUUUCUUUCUGGUCCUUUCUGGUGUCUCAAAGACACAUUGGUUGUGGGUGUACAAAGAGCCAGUGGGUCAACUGACUAAAUGUCUUCUCCUCGCAUAACUUAGUUUCUAGUGAGUUUCAGUGUUGGAAUGAUAGGGUGGCAUCAAACUGCAUGAACGAACAGGAAGGUGGUCUUUCUGUUCACACACAGGCCGGGAAGGAGAUAGUCCUGGGGGAGGAGGAACCGCUGGGCCAGCCUUCUCCCCACGUCCCCAGAGCUCCGAGAGUCUCCCUCUGUGCCCUCAGCUCUCUGCUCUCUGUCCACUUCUCCACUGUGGGCUGGGCGGAACCCCUGAGGGUGCCAGGCAUUUCCCAGUGGGAGGGGCUCCUGUAGCAAAUGGCGGUGCCAUGGCUCACAGUGAGUGGCCGCCCUCCAUGGCUUGGCCGCUGCCUCUGUCAGCAUCCAGCCCCCAGUCGCCAAUUAGCGCCGAGGAUUCCUGCCGACUCAGCACCUCCUUCAGCAGUGUACUCGCUGCCCCAUGGGGACAAGAGGAGACAGAGAAGUCAGAGCGAGGGCGGAGUUCACAUGUCUCGAAAGUAUCAUGUAUUCAAGGGCUUCUUUUUAAAACUUUGAGGUCACCUGUCCAGAGAGGAGCCCCUAGGCUUGGAGGCCAGCACUGCUGACCUGCGGAAAUGGGGAGUCGGCUGGGAAGGAUCUGGAAGAGUUGACCCCACCCUCUAUCUCCAGACCUUUCAGUUCCUCUCCCCACGCAGCACGCGUCGCCGUUCUAGGCACAGGUAACUAAGUGCCAGCCUGGCAGCUCAGCUUCGGGUGGCCUGCCUCCUCCCUCGCAUCUCCUGUGAACUUCUGAUUUGGGCAGCUGGAGGAUUCUUUCUGUAUGCCUGGCUGGGUCAGGGCCCUCUGGAGGGGGCCUGGAGACCCCAGUGGAGUGUGUCACACCAGACACUCCCAGGACAAGGCCUGGGUCUCCAGGGAAUGAGGGAUGAGUGGGCAGCCAAGAAGAAGUCCCCAGGUGACUGGCAUUCUCCAGAGCCCUGGCUGGUCCCAAGGAGGACUUCUGCCCUGGAGCAAACUGGACCAAAAAGGCCCCAAAACCUGAAGAGACCAAGGGAGCCAAGUGGGAGUGCAGAGGCUGAGAUGGCGGGUGCGCAGCUGGAGGGUCCCCAGCACCCUCAGGGUCUUCAGCGCAGCAGAGGGUGGAGGCGGUCCUGCUGGGAGCUGUGGGUGUGAGGAAGGAGACGCCAAAGCUGAGCAGAGGGGACAGGGGCAGGAGGGCACAGCCCGUGUGGUGUCUCGUUUGAGGAGGGGUCAGGGGAGGCCAGACUCCCAGCAGAGACAGACAGAGGGGGCUUUGUUGUGAUGCUGCUUCAUUACAGACUGGGAGAUGACACCUUGGUAACCAAGCCUAGCUCAAGAAACAACACUGCAGAAACCCCUGCUCUUCGUUUCAGAUCAUGUUUUUUGGGAGAGUAAAAAACAAAUUCUCUGGGGCUUUUGGGGAAAGCCUUCAAAGCCACCUUCGGGCACCUCCUGGGAGGGUCGGGUAGGGCGGCACUGAGCACAUCAGGCGACGCGUGUGCCCUGUGGGGCGUGUGCUAGGCAGGAUGUGUGCUAGGCAGGAUGUGUGCCCGGCAGGUUAUGUGCCAUGAGGGGCUGGCGCCCAGGUCAAGGCGCCUUAAAGGUGGGGUUGCUGCUCAGCACUUUGGACUCGAGACAGGUGUAAUAGUAUAACACACACACAGACACACUGUCCCAUAUUCUUAGCGCUUUUUCUGUUUUUCUUCUGGUUUUAGUUAGAACCAUGGGCCCAUCAUGGAUGUGGGUCUCUUCUCAAUUGCUCUUUAAAUUGUCACUUUUUUAAUCUUAUUAAAUGAAGUGUCAAUUCCUGACAAAUACAUUAAAAGUGUUUUAUUCCUAGAAGAACUGGGAAAAGAAAUUAUUUUCAGCAAGAGUGGGAUGUGUUUGUUAGACUGACUCCUUGGCAAAAAAAAAAAAGAGUUCUCAAAUUGUGCAAAAAAUUGCUCAGUAGUUAAGCUGUCGCCCCAAUUGUCAAACUGCUGUGCUGACGGCGCCAACCCAGUCAACUUCACCUUUUUUAAUUUAGAUGAUAACAAAACAGUAAUCACUUACUCUUUCUAGAGACUCGGAAAAAAGGAGGGUGUGAUCUGUGAUGACAGGCAGAGCCUCUGAGAGCCGAGGCCACUUGGUCAUGGAGAGAGGGACGCUCCCCACUGCCCGCCUGACUUCAGAACCUCCCUCUGGACAAAGAUGUCCAAAGAGGAGAAGAAAAUUAAAUUUGUCUCCUUCCAGGGGUUUUUCUCAUUAAGGUUUGCUUUUCGGCGUUAUCAUCUUAAUCCUGCCAUCUGUGCAGGUGGCCGGUUCCUCUGGAUACUGCCCCGGUGGCCAGGGGAGCGGGCCGGGCAGGGCGCCGGCCAUGGCCGUGGCUGCAGUGGUCAGGCCAGGCUCCAUUUACUUUUGCAGCUGCAGCUGUCGAUCCUGUGUGUUUGUCCUGAGAACAGCUCCAGCAGGAGUUCAGUGCUCAUUAGGGGCCCUAGGGAUUUAAAAUACAGGUCAUGGUUCUGCACCACCAUGGUUUUAUUAUUAUAAUAUUAAAUGAGAAGUUAUCCUGGUGCCUGGUGUCUGCUCAGGAGUUUCUGGAAGAGGGGAAGGGACUGGUUUAGACAGCAUGCAGGGCAACUAGGAUGCUCCCGCUUCUCCGCGAAGUUGCCCCGGUCAUCCCUGGAUACUGUCCAGGGUUCUGAGGCCCGGCUGUAUGCAGAGAAUGGAUGGAGAAGGCGGCGAGAAGCAUUUGGUUGGAGGGCAGACUGGCUUCCGAUACCCCCGGGGCCUGGCCCCUCGUGGGGCUGUGGGAGCAGAGAGAGGACAUGUGGUUCUGCUGGUUUCCAUCAGACUGGCCAGGGCCCAUGGCUUCCUGCUGCGCCUGGGGUCUCACCCGUGCAGACGUGGGGAGCUGCUUGGGUGACUGCACGCCCCCCAAACACCCCACAUCCCUUCAGUCCCUGCUGCACCACUGCGCGCCGGAGCCGCCCCAUUGCAGAGGUGGGGAGCAGGAGCACAGAAGAGCCCCCACACGCACCUUGUUUGGAAAUCACUGUUCUACCUCUUUUUAAAUUACUCAUUUAAAAAUUAAAGUAAUAACACUCAUGGAAUAACGUUCCCACCAAGCAGAGGGGGCAAGAGUGCCCUCCCUCUCAUUCUGGCCCCCAGUCACUCCUGACCUGGACCUGGCUCGUCAAGACCCGUGGCAAUGUGCCCCAGCCUCUGCCCCCAGCAUCCGUCCCACCAGCACCCUGGCCUCUCCCAGCCCGAAGGGGUCCUCCCACUCCAUCAGGUUAGUUUCUUGUCUUUUCAAAGAACUGAAAUAUUCCACCAGAGGCCUCAUGGCCUGAAGACUCACCAUCAUCCACUUGUAAUUCACUAUAAAAGUCUUGAGCAUUUAGCAUUUGCAUCUUGAGUAUGUAUAGCCCUGAGCCCAGGAGGGUGAGGAGGAGGCCUAGCACCCUACCCCUGUCUCCACUAUUGUCUCCUGCUCCGCCAUCACUGCAGCUGGGACAGCUGAAGAAUGCCACCUUUGAGAGCCAGUGGAUGGUCACUCCGUCCCACGUAGAGGUGGAAGGUCCUGAAGCAGAGGCCCUGGGCCUCUGCACAGAGCAGACAGCGCUACCCUGAGCGAAAGGCGUGGAGGGAAGUGGGAAGGAGGGUCUGCGAGGCCUGCAGGGUGGGGAUCUGGGCCCUGGGCCUGGGUUUCCGUGGACACCCUGGGAACGCUGGUGACAUUGACUGUUACAGUCUCACCAAAUAGCCGCCUCCUACCAAGUGAACCCUGGGGUUUGUGGCCUGGGAAGGUGAGGGCGCCUGAGCAGCAGUGGGGUAGAGGGGACCAGUCUGUCAAGGUCGCCAUGCCCGUCCCUGGGCGGAGGUAGCCUCCACUUUCCACCUUGGGUGCACAGAGCAGGCUGGUCCUCUCCAUGGUUGCUUCUAGCCCCAGAUUCCCGGGUUUGUUCCCAGUCCACCCCUCCUUCCACCUGGGGCCUCAGGGUGGGGCAGUGCCCCAGCCCAGCUUCUACAGGAGUUGUUCCCAGAGGCCUGCCCCAGGCAACAGGGUCUUGCUGGGCCCCCCAGCAAGGGGCUCACCGGGUUGAUGGGGCAGGAUGCUGACAGCGAAAUCUGAGAACCUUGUAGGAGAGGACAGCAGGGAGCACAGUGCUGGCUGACCUGAGCCAGGGCUGCUCAGGCCUUAAGGAACAGAGGACCAGGCGGAGCUCCCCAGGGCCGUGGGGCCUUGCCUCUCCCAGCCUCUCUCCACCAGAGGGCAGCUCCAGUUCUCAGAACUCCCCUCCAGAAGUGGUCUUCUGAGAGGCAGUGCCCACUCAGGAACAGCCAGGAAUCUCCCCAUCAGGCUCUCCCCAGCACUGAGGUCCCAAGGACAUCCUGCCCCCAGCACCUGGGAAAGCCAGAGGAGCGAGGCCUCAGGCUCAGCCUCUGGACCGGGGUGUGGGGAGGGGGUGACAGCCUCAGGGUUGGCGUGGGGCUCGCCCACAAGCUACUCUUGCCAAACGUGUGGAUAUUCUGAAUUCACCAGAGAAUGUGAGCCUCCUCUGUCUUGGGGGUUUCUGGGCUUGCAAAGGUUGAUGGAUGCCAUCCCCACACCCCUUCGCAGGCCUCUGGAUGUAGGAGGGUGGGGGCCGUGCUGCGCCUGAGGGGAUUGGCUCUCCUAAGCCAUAGGUAAAGGAGGGCUCUCUCCAGAAUGCUACAGAAGCCCAAAGGGCAGUGUUGCUGUUUGGAAUAUGUAUUAAUUUGUGGGCAGGAUGCAGCUUCUUCCUCAUUUUGCAGAGCAACCGAAGUGAGCAAAUAUAUGAAUUCUAUGUGUUUGAAACAACCCCUAAGUUUGUGUCUUUGAGACUGCUGCUGUGGGUUUCCUUUUAGAAAUAAAGUGAUGACUUCUCGUGC